Messenger RNA from Lymnaea stagnalis (great pond snail), 12887 nucleotides. NCBI's taxonomy places the organism in Eukaryota, Metazoa, Mollusca, Gastropoda, Lymnaeidae. The record is from the annotation of a GenBank genome assembly.
ACGUUGGCAAAUGUUUUUAUGAGACGGAAGGUAGUUUACCGUAGUUAAUGUGUUGGUUGAGAGAUUAUUUUAAGGGGAAAUGCACCAAUAAAAGUAAGUUUAUUUGCCGUUUAAGACUGAACCUCCUUUUGUAUUUUUGUUUGGUAACUAAAGAAGAAUUCUUUUAUCCUUUCGACAAUGCCAUAGCCAUAGGCCUAAUCGUAAUUAUUUCGUAGGCAUAUUAUAACUGAUACUUGUAAUUGUAAUACUUAGCAGCUUGGCCUGUAGUAUAACUUAACCACUAGUCCUAAAGUAUCAUUAUAAAAAUAAGGUAUACCAAAAAUAAAAGUAGUUUACCAAAAGUAGUUCUAGUAAUUAAAAAAAAAAAAAUUAUUUGUGCGCUUAAUUAUCAAAUUAAUAUAUUUAAAUUUUAUAUAUAAUCAGGACUCCAUACUUAAUUAUUUCAAGACCUGGUACUGAUUUUUCCUGACAACCAACGAACAAAAUUGAUAAUAAUAAAAGCAGAAAGUCUGAGAAAGUGAAAGGCCCUACACUAACAUCGCAGAUCCCAAAUUAAACUUUGAGCAACUGUGUAGCCUUAAUUUUACACUUAUUGAUUCACGAGACUAGUUGAUCUAAAAUAUAGUAUAUAUAUAUAUAUAUUAUAUAUAUAAUAAUAAUAAUAUAUAGGGAUAAUUCGCAUCCCCAUCUCAAUUACCAAAAAUAUUCAAAUACCCAUUUUUUGGUUAAACUGAGAAUAAACAUGACUUACCGGUGUAAAUUGUGUGAAUUUUUGAUGGAUGAAUAGAUCCUAACACAUGUGUUUUGGGAAAUAAGGCCCAUGGAGGCCCUUCAGACACCCCUGGCAUAGAGUUCUACUCCUUUUCCAGCCCCCAGGGUACUUUUCGAUUGCUACAGACAGAGCAGUCCUUUUCACCAUUGUGUACCCAAUUAGGGUUUAUUUUAUGUAUAUAUACACAUAUAGACUGAAACGAAGUCUUUGUUAAAGGAGAAAAUAAUUACAAGUAUUUAUUGAAUAAGGGCAUUUACAAUUUCCUAUGUAGUGCACUUUUGGUGAUUACUAUAUAAAGUAUAUAUACCAAAUGGGUCAUACCAUUGUAAAUGUAUAUUAAUGAAAAACAAGUGUCCCUAACAUAAUGACAUUGUCAUCAUUAUUAAUGCUAUAUUGCUCAAGGUUUUAUGUUCAAUCUUUGUGGACUUAGCCUUUAUAGUUUCACUGAUGAUCUCAGUGGAUCACAAAGUGUGGGAGUUCCUUCUGUUCCAGAAGCGUGUCUUCGGAGCUGUUCCAAGCGUAGCGAAGUUGGAGUUCCCGGUUGUAGAUUCCGUGGGAUCUCUGCGAUGGGGAAGAUGACUCUCCAGUGAUAAAUCGUGGGUGUUAAAUCCCUGGAUCUCGAGGUCCUUCUAGUAGCCAUAGGUAGUUUGGUGUAGAACGUAAAUCAAUCCCCUCGUUCCAGCUUCAAGGUAAGUCGGUCCAGUAGUAGUAACCAGGCUAAAGGCAAAAUGAUACAAAAUGGAUAAGUGUCCCAUUCCAACAGUGGGGUAUUAUUUUACAAGGGCGGAUUUACGGUGGAAGAAUUUUACAAUGUCCAGCCUCAAAUCAUCACAGCAAGGCACAUUGCACUAUUUUCUGCCGGCUAUUGUGAAGUCUCAACAUCUAAAAAUCUUAAACAAAUCUGUAAUACUUUUGACUAUUGCUAGCAUAAUUAACUGAAGAAUUAUGUAUAAUUAUAUCUAAAUUGCUAUCAAAUUAUUCAAAUUCAUCAUUGAAUUCAAUUUUUUACAAAUUUUUUUUUUUACCAGUGUAAAAAUACUCAAAAUUUCAGAGAAUUUUAUAUUGUGCACUAUUGAACUCAGCAUAGCAUGGUGACAUUAGCUUAUUCUAAUAUUAUAGAAAAUAUAACCUGUUAUGGAGAUAAUAAUAACAGGCACUUUGUGAUAAUUUCCACUUGCUAUAGCGAAAACUCAUCACAAUUCAGUAUUUUAAAAAAAAGUAUUUAUGUAAUGAUGUUUACAUUUCUUACAUCAUUAAAAAUUUUGAGACGUAUUUAUUUGCUAUAUAUUAUACUCUUACCCUACCAAUUUUUUAGCCCCUAAGCUACAAUUAUAUUUUCUAUAAACAUGGCUUUAAAUUACCAAAUCUAAAUUAUCACUAAUUAAAUCAUUAUUGUUACUAAAGGAGUUAAUUGACGGCUGAUUUCUACAUGAGAAUAAUACUUCAGAUGUCAUUAGUUUUUAAAAAUGUUAAAAAGCUGGGCCUACACUACCACUUUUUGUGCCUCUAAACUAAAUAAAAUAUCUCUAAAAGUUGUGAAAACUUAAUCUUAAAACUACAAAAAAACCUCUAAAUGCCAUUUUAAAUAUAUUUUAUAUUUUAACAGAAUUUGAUAUACUGAUAUCUUCAUUAAAGAUGUACCUGUAUCCAAACUUUUGCCUUUGUUUUGUUUUCUACUAUAUUAUCGGAAAUCAUAGAACAAGGAAUUCUUUUAUCUAAGAAGAAUCUCUUAACCGUUUUUUACAUCUGUAACAGCCUUGAGUGACUUUUUUAACAGAAAUGUUAUUAAUCUCAUAACAUAUACAGUAUACACCUACUUUACUUUUCGCAAAGUAAAGACACAAAUAUAUUUUCAUUUAUUUAGAGAAAAUCUUUUCAGUUUGUGUAAAAUGAUUAAGGUUUGAUAUUCAUGGGUAUAUUUAUGUAGAUGUAUCUAAUCUAUGUUUUGUUAAUACCAUUGAUAUUUUUAAUUGGUGAACAUAUGUUUAUUUGGAAAAAGAGAAUGUAACAUCUCUUUUUCCCAACUGUAAUAUAAUUGGAUUUAAAGAUAUUGUCAUCCAUGUAAAAAUGUACAUACCCUAUGUCCUAAUCACGAUAUAUAUGUACCUAAGAGGGUUAAUUAUUUAUCAAAUUUAUUCAAGUAUCAAACACACACACCCCCACCCCCCCAUAUACUUUAAAAAAUUAAUAAAAUCAUCCAUUGGAUUGUAAACCCCCUCCCUCGUAUGCAAACACACAUUUUUUGCACUUCAUGUGGUUUGUUCUUACUUGGACAAGUGAUAAGUGCAUUAGUGAAUGUUAUUUGGCCUUGACUUAAUCGGCAAUUUUUUAUGAAAAGGUUACAUUUUUAUUACCUUAUAAAUUUAAUAAAAGUAAAUUUGAAGAAGUAAAGAAUGAAAAAAAAAAAGUAAAAACUUAUUAAAUGUUAAAUACAAAGGUACAAUUGUUUGCCUUGUAUUAAUAAUUUAAAAAGCAAUCAAUUAUAUUCAUUAAUUUUAUUUUUAAUAAGGGGAAAAUACGUAAUCAGUUUUGUCACAUGAGAUUAUUAAAUCAAAGAAACUUAGAGCUUUGGCUAAAAUAGGUAAUUGGUGUCAUUUGAUUGUUUAAUUAGAACAAUUAAUUGUAAUUUUAUUUCCCAAUAUUAACAACGCACUAAAAAAUGCACUAAAAAACAACAGAUGUUUGGGUUUUCUCGAUAAAUGUGAUUAAGAUGUAAUUCUUUGAUCAUAAUUUUUUUAUAAAUAAGUUUUUUAAUAACUUUCAAACUCUGAUAAAAUGCUUAAAAUAAUUACUUUAUUGUUAUUUUAAAUGUAUGUGUAAUUUAUAAUAAUAAUACUUAAACAUUUACUAAAAUAAAAGCGGAUACAUUAAAUUUUUUUGUAUUUAAAUUGGUUCGCUCUCCGUAAAAUUAUAGAAAAUCACUUUCAUUGUUUUUAAGAAUCCGAACAUAUUUUUUGGGCGUUACGUCAGCCUAGCUCAUACUUAUAUGUAUAUUUACAAUAAAAUAAAGCAUGAUAUUCAAUUUUAUUACUUAAGAUUGUUUAAAACAUAGUUUUGAAAUAAAAAAUAAGUGGUCACUUUUUUUCAAACAGCUGAUGAUCUACUUUAUCAGGUUAUCAUAUUAUUGUGUCAUUGACCUUCUAAAGUUAUCUGUUAAAGGUUUACUGGUUAACGGUUAUAAAUAGGCUGUUACUAAGCUUGUGUUAAUCACUACUGAAAUAUUUUUUGUGGGGAAAAGCUAUUUUAUUGAACUAGCUUGAUAAACUGAAUUUCCUGUUUCAUUUUAACAUUGUAAUGUAACAACUUUUCUUAAUUAUUGUAAACAGUUGUUUUUUAUGUUUCGGAUGGGGGGCUGGCAAUUAAAUCACCCAUCUUUAUAGCACCGGUAAUUGUUUUAAUGGUUUAGGAUAGCCAAUUGUUAUAAAACAACAUGAAAAUAAAUAAAUAGGCACUGUAAUAAAGUUAUCUGAUGUUCAUAUCAUUAUGUCAUUUAAAAUAAAGAGCAUUCAGUUUUAUAUUUUAACAUUCACAUAUCUGUAAUUUAAUAUUACAUUUCUUUAUUCGAGGCAACCUAUCUUACAGUCAGCUUUUGUGAGCCUCUAAAUCUGUUGUUAUUCUUACAGCCAGAAAACAUUAAAUAUAACUAAAAAGAAAGUUAGGCAUAGAAAUAUUGCAUAUUUUACAAUCGUUGAUCCUUGCUCACUUGGUGUGGGACAUCACAUGACACAGAUAGAUCGAGAGCUUAGUUCCGGUACAUAUUUAAUAUGAAUAAUUAAAAUUUAUCAUGAGAUGGAGCUUUGGUGGACAUCUAGCUCAACUGUCUCAAAGCGAUGAGGUAGCGGAAUCUGAUUGAUCUAGGGUCGUUCCCAGUAAUAGGAUAAUAGCCGAGUGGAAUGGAUUCAUCUCCUCAUCAGACCAGCCAUUCUUGGGGAGGAUGAGCAAACCCUGAGCAAAGAACCUCAGUUUGUAACUCUAAAGACAGUAUACGCUAAUUUAUUCAAAAUUUCCUUUUAAAUUAGAGGCCCUUAACAUUAGUCAGUAAAGACUUUUGGGUCCAUGUAUGUAUAUCAUGGAGAACUUUUUUUUCUUAUACUUGCAGCUGAAAGAAACUAAAGAUGUGUUUACUGCCAAACAAGAUGUGUUACUAUUUGUGUUUUUUUGUACCCUUGUCUGUUUUGUUGGGCAUUCCACACAGUGUUGCUGAUAUAAUAGUGGUAAAGUUUACAUUUUUUCAAUCCUUCUUUAAAAAUGAUAGGGUAAAUUUAUAAAUAUUAUUUAUCUCAGAUAAGAAACUAAAAAAUGUUUACUUUGGACACACAAAAAAAAAAAGUUUACAUUUUUUCAAUCCUUCUUUAAAAAUGAUAGGGUAAAUUUAUAAAUAUUAUUUAUCUCAGAUAAGAAACUAAAAAAUGUUUACUUUGGACACACAAAAAAAAAAAAAUCCACAUCUUUAAUGAAUUCUAUGUUUUUUUAUUGUCAGUCUUUUGUAGAAUCUCUGAUUCAUUGCUUGUCAAUCUAUGAAUCUUUUUUUUUUAUUUUUUAAAAUUGUUUGCAGCUUGAUCAAGACUCCAAUGAAACCAUAGCAAGUUUUAAGGAUAGGACUGCCAGCUUUGGGCCAGAUUUUCCAGAUGAUGGGCUUGAGGUACAGCAAUUCAUUUCUUUACAGUGUAUUUACUGAUCCCUCUAAAUAAGCCAUUGACUUUUUCUUUCUCAUGCUCAUGAUCCCUCUGGGAAGAAGAGCUUACUAUUUAAUACUGCCAGCUGAGUUUGUUAUUACCCCUACUAUUAAUUGAAGGAGCACGAGAGAUGCCAAUAUAGAAAUCAACAAAUGGUAGAUCAUCGCUGAGCACUGUUCGAAGGAAUGUCUUAAGCAGUCAAAAAAGGCAGAAGAUGCGUAAAAUAAAGUCCUUGUAAAAAAAGGGGGGUGGCAUUACGGAACCAAAUUUAACCAAGGUUCCCCUGCGAGAUAUGCAACUGAGACUGCCAUUCCAGGAUCAGCCUAUUAAGCCAUUUGAUGAAGUGUCAAUAUCUACUCUGACGGAAGGGUACAAUAUAUAUAUAUAUUGAAUUAUGACAGAAAAUUCUUCCAAAACUCCUGUGUCCUGACAAUUUCAUGAUGAAUUUGCACACUGCGAAGGCAAAGUUUAAAAAAAAAAAUGUUUUUUGAACAUUAACUGAAUGCAGGCUGUUAUGAAAUAGAAGGGACCCAUCUUUAACAUGAUUUACAUAUUAAAUUAUGUGAACAGGUUUUGACAUGUUGUUAUUGUUUCAUUCCUCUUUCAGGGAAAGAUAGUCCCAGCAGAGCCGCCUGAUGCCUGUUCCAGGCUGACAUCUCCCCCAGGCAAAGACCUAUACAUCCUACUUGUGGCCAGAGGGGGGGGAAAUUGUCAUUUUGUUGAUAAGGUAAUGGAGAAUAUCUAUCUCAUAAAUAUUGUUUGGAAUUUUAAAUGUUGAAAACACAGGAGUUAGGAUGUGCUCCACAAAAAUGUAUGCAUUACUAAGUCCAUGGUUCUGUCAGUAGGUAUCGCUAACAAGACUGUGAUUAUUUGUUGUGGGAAUAUGAACCUGAUGUAUUUUAACUCUUCAGGUUCUAAAUGCCCAGGAAGCCAACUACAGUGCUGUCAUUGUGCACAACCACAAUGGUGAUGAUGAGCUUGUUGACAUGGGAGGAGACGGUGAGUCUUUUCCCUUCAAUAUUCAAUUAUGAUAUUUUUAAAAUUUUGUUUUAAAUUUAAAAUUAAUUUGCCCAAAAAAAAUAUCAUGCCUAAAGCAAUCUAAUUUAUGCAUUGCUUUUAAUUUUAAAGAGUCAUAAUUUGCUUUUAAAAAGGAAUGAAAAAUAUUUAAAUUUUAAAAUAAAUGGACAGUGCAAUAAUAGGUUUGUGUUUGUCAAUUUUAAUAUGCGUGGACAGUGCAAUAAUAACUGUGUUUUUUAUACAUGGACAGUGCAUAAUAACUUUGUGUGUGUUUUAUAUACAUAAGCAGUGCAUAAUAACUUUGUGUUGUUUUUUGUAUACAUCACGGACAGUGCAAUAAUAACUUUGUGUUGUUUUUUGUAUACAUCACGGACAGUGCAAUAAGAUCUUUGUGUUGUUUUUUGUAUACAUCACGGACAGUGCAAUAAUAACUUUGUGUUGUUUUUUGUAUACAUCACAGACAGUGCAAUAAUAACUUUGUGUUGUUUUUUGUAUACAUCACAGACAGUGCAAUAAUAACUUUGUGUUGUUUUUUGUAUACAUCACAGACAGUGCAAUAAUAACUUUGUGUUGUUUUUUGUAUACAUCACGGACAGUGCAAUAAUAACUUUGUGUUGUUUUUUGUAUACAUCACGGUCAGUGCAAUAAUAACUGUGUGUGUAUGUUAUAGGGAGAGGUCUGAGGAUUCCAGCCACAUUUGUUGGAUUUAAUGAUGGUAUGGCUCUAAACAAAAGCUACAAUUAUAAUACGUAAGUAUGAGUACCACUAGAGAUGUCUUUGAAUUUUUAAACACUAGUAUAGUUUGCCAGAUCCCAUAGACUCAAAAAACCUGUAAGAACUAAAGGAUAUUGUUCUAUUUGCCACAUUGUGUUAAUGCAUGGGAUAAUAACAUAUUUGCAGGCCCCCCCGCCCCCCAACCCCUUCCCCGAUAAAAUAUGGCCUGUACAAAAACUGGUCAGGAAUCCCAGUGUUAAUGUUUUUUAUAAAAAUCUCUUUGCUUCUAAACCAGUGGUUCCCAAAGUGGGUGGUUUAACUACAGGCUAUGAACAGAUAAAAAAAAUUCAUUUAAUGUUUUAUCAUUCUCACUGCUCGUAAGUAAAGACAGAUGAGACCUUAAUGUAAGAAACAAGAGUUCAGCAGACCAUGUCACUUCUUAUUCAUGAAUGUGUACAUGUAAAAUUACACAGCUUUUUAUCCAACACUACUUCAGUUGGUCAUGAUACUUGUCUGUAGCCCUUUCUAACCUUGGAUAUAGUAGCCGAUGAGCAAAGUGGUAGGUGCCCUUGAGCUUUGUUAUUAUUAUCAACGGGGCAACAAACUUGCCAUUUUUUAAUCCAGGUGGCAAUGACCAGUAAAGGUCCGGGAGACACUGCUCUAAAUAAAUAGGAGUUAAUUCCCCUUGGUUAUUAUAUUAAAAAAAGAAAUUUCAUGUACCAUGGAGUAUUUCUCAAAAAAAUUAAAUGUUCCUAAGUUUAAAAAAAUUGAAUUUUCAGUUCAAACUCAAAUCUUAGUGCAAAGUGUUAAUUAGCAAGAAUAAGUGAAGAUAUUGGGAAAAGACACAAUUAUAAUUUUAUUUUCUUCUUUUUUCAGUGAGUAUGUCAUUCGUAUAAUUGAGCCAAACUCGAUACUUCCAGAUUUUUUGGUAUGGCCCUUUGUUCUGGUAGUGGGCAUCUGUUUUAUGGUGGGAGUCGCCUAUAUGGUAAGUCUCUUUUAGUUAGUGGGAAGCAGAGGUAUAACUUCAACUGGUCAUGUGAAUCCUACUAACACAUAUUGUGCUAACACGUGCUGAAAAAUAAAGGGUUGGGUAAAAAUAAAUAUAACACAUAUGUGAAUCACGAAGCGCCAUCUAGUAACUGCAAACUGUGGUUAGUCUAGUGGGUUACGGGGGGUUAGCAAAUUUGAGGUUUUUUUGGGGGUUUUUUGCGUACAUAUUAUACAGAUGGCCCCUCCUUACAUUUCUUGACUGUGCUGUAGGACGUAAUUUUGUGGCAUAAUUAUUUCUUACGGCUGAACUGCAUUGAAUGCAGAAACAGAGAAAACUAGAGAAUGCAUUCUCAACUGUUCCAUGCUGCAACAUUUGAUUUUGAUAAAUUUUACAGGGUCGGAGAGGGCCUUUGAAAUCCAUUUUCAGAACGCAGAAAACACCUGGACGAUUUUUAAUACCCCAUCUGCCUUUCACCCAUUUACAGCUUGUGGUGGUUAUCAGAUUGUAAUAUGUUAACAGGAAAUAGGCAUAAUGGAUAUUGAUCAUUUAAUUUUUUUUAAACGGCUUUUUGCUUUAAAAAAUAUAUCUAAAGUUACAUGGAAGUUGUUUUUUUUAAUGACGUCCUUAUUUGUUAAUUAAUUAUUACUUCUUAUGUUAAUAAACUUUGUUUGAGCUGAUGUGACUUCAAGUUUGAACGUAGCAUGAGUAAAAAAAAAAACAUGUACCCACAUGACCUUUCUCCCCGUACAGUUAAAAAAUCAGUUAUAAACACUUUAAAAUCAAUAACUUUGUUCAAUCAAAAGAUAUUGAUUUCACUUUGCUAAUUUAAAUAAAGGAAUCUGUAUUAGUUCAGCCAGCGUAAUCAACCGAUAAGUUAAUAUCAAUUGUCUAUUUUGUCAUCCUUGGGAUUCAAAUAGAUCUCAAAAUCUCAUUUUUCUAGAUGCAUCAAUACAUAAUAAUUAUAUUUUGAGUUCUGAAAUGGAUUGGGCUUUAUUUUAAGCCCAAAAGUUUGAUUUCAAAUGGCCAGUUCUUUAGCCAUGCUUCAUCUACAUUUCUGAUUUGUAUUUAUUUUCAAAGACCUGGGUAUGUGUAAAAACCAUAUAUUCUAAUCAAGAAAAAGACUUUCUUUCUCAUUCUUAAACAUGUUAAAUAUUUUAACUUCCAAUUUUCAGAUUAUUAAAAUAUGCAGAGAUCAUAUUAAAAAGAAGGGUAGCCGUUUGUCAUCCAGGAACUUGAAAAAGAUUCCUGUUCGCAAGUUUAAAAAAGGUUUGGUUUUAAAUUUUUAUGCUCAUGUUAUUUAGUUAGGAAAUUGUUGAACAAGGUACAUUGAAGCUCGAAGUGAAAGAACGAGACGAUAAAAAGAGAACGUUUCAGCCGAAAGCCGUCUUCAGCAGACUAGACAUGACAAGAAACAACAAAGAAAGAGACAUGCUCCGAUGUUAUUUUUUUUUUGCCCUGGAUCCACAACAGCUUUUAUUUUGUUUUGUUGUGUUUUUUCUUUUCCCUUCCAGCUUCAAAAUUCUUUGUUCAACGAUUUCCUUCACUCAGCUUGAAGGCAUUCAUAUUAUCUCAUUUAGUUACCCAAAGUUGCUGGAUCUCUUGCAAAAUGGCAUAUUUUUAAUUGAAGAUAUCGUACAAAUAGAUGGCAUUUAUUUUUAAAGUAUAAUCAUGUUCUAUAAAGUAACUUUCAAAGUGUGACUCAUUCUGAUGAUUAAACAUACAGCUAGGUCUAAUUAAAAUGGGUGAUUUUUGUCUACAGGUGAUUACUAUGACACGUGUGCCAUCUGUCUUGAUGAAUAUGAAGAAGGGGAGAAAAUCAGAGUGCUUCCUUGUGAUCAUGGUAAUUUGGAAAAUAACUGUUUUUUUUAACCCCAUUUGAAGAAAUAUACAUUAAUGAUGAGGAUUACUUAAUUUCAUUCAAGCAUUUAAUUUGACAUUCAGCCUAUAUGUGGUAUGUUUGUACCGUAUUAAAAAAAAAAAAAAAAAGUAAAAGCAAUGCAUUUUUUUUAACACCAUUUUAAGAAAUAUACAUUAAUGAUGAGGAUUAAUUAAUUUUAUUAAAGAAUUUAAUUUGACAUUUAGCCUAUAUGUGGUAUGUUUGUACCGUAUUAAAAAAAAAAAAAAAAAGUAAAAGCAAUGCUUAUUGUAAAUAAUUUUGUAUAAAUUAGUCUCAGGUUUUAUGACCAGUAAAAGUACUUUACUAUGAAACAGAAGGAGAAAAUAACUUGAAAUUUUUCUCAUUUGACUGGGAAAAAAAACUAUUUUCACACUACUCAUGUAACCCUUCUGUCUCUCUGAUUAUGCCACAUAGUAUACCAUACUAAGUGCAUUGAUCCCUGGCUGACCAAGAACAAGAAGACCUGCCCAGUUUGUAAGCGCCGUGUCAUCCCAGGAAAAGAUGCAGACUCUGAGAGCUCAGAUUCAGAUGGUGGUGGCACUCCUGCCAGAGCUGAGAAUACCCCGCUUCUCCAAGGUAACACAGCCAGGCAGUAUGCUUAUCGCGGCACCACACGAUUUCCUCGGCGUGCCGGCACUUCUAACCAUGCAGCUGAUGAUGAUGAAGAGACACGCAAUGUCUCAGAAGAUGCUGGUUAGUAUUCAAAAGAAUUUAAAUGUCCUCACAUAUAGAGACUUGCUUCAUUUUUUUUUUGUAUAAAGUUAUAAAAAAUAAUAAAUAUGAUUAUCUUAUUCAAAUUAAUGUUCAAUGCUUAUUUUACAGUAAAAUAUUUGUUGUAAGAAUUUCCCCACCAUAAGUGUAUUGAUUUUAAUUAUUGAAUUUAAUGUAUUUUAUUAUCACAGGAAAUGUUGGUACCAGUUCAACUAUUCCAACUGACCACAGUGCAAUCACAAUUUCUGAUUCAGAACCAGACACUGGAGCUGUGGGUGGCAUUGGCAUUUCAGAUCAACAAUUCAACAAUCAAGAUCAACAGCGUAAAUCAUCUUCAAGUAGACGUAGCAAGCAUGAAUCUGCAAAUAAAGAGAAAAGAGAGAACAGGGCGGAGCGCAAAAGAAAAAGACCUGAUAAAGAAAGACUGAUCAGGCUGGCAGAUGAGAGGAAUGAAACUGAUACAGUUACUGGGGAUGAAGAAUUGGCAGCAGGAAUCUCCAUACAAGUUGAUGAGACGCGAGAGGAACGGAGAGAGCGAAGAAGGAAAAAGAAGGAACAAAAGAAAGCCAGUAAAAAGUCAAGUCAAACUAAGGAAACCCCCUCUCAUACCGCAGAGGAAGAAAUAGAAGCCGGGUCCAGAUCUCAACCUAAUGAGAUGGCAGAGCCACAGUCAAGUGUGGGAGAAGAGCAGGGUGCUCCUCCCAUGAGCAUUUCUGAUGGUCAGGAUGUGAGGUUACCCACCAGGGCAAGGAGGUUUGAACUCAAUGAAGUGGUCUGAUCACGAGUAGUUCAUAGUUCAAGCUAGUGAGCCUGCUUAACUUAGGUGCAUUUAUCUAAGUGACCUUUGUUUUUUAUUAGACCAUAAAUCUGAGUAGCUUUUCUCAGCAUCUGUAUCCCCUGGGCCAUUCUUGAAUGAUUAAGUAAAAUUUGGUUCAAGGGUGAAUGCAGGAUCAGAUGAGUAAGGAAUUACCAAGUCCCCCCUAGUAGCUGUUUCAAGGAAGUAUAAAUAGAGAUGAACUAUUUGAAACAUGAACUUAAGCUUGUAUCAUUGAGCUCCCAUGUAAUUUUUUCCCCUGGCCUGGAUCAACAAAAGCAUGUAUGUUAGUAUAUUUAGUUCAUAGUAUGUUUAUUUUAUUAUUCACAUUUUUGUGCGGAAUUGUUGUGACCUUCUUCUUAAAUCCAAGGAUUAAUCUGAGUAGUUCAGAUUCAGAGAGAAUAUUGUCUGAUAUGCCCUCUCCUGUGCUAGUGGUGUGGAAUUGUCCACUGUUACACCUUUUUCACAUUUUUUGAUGACCUCUCUAAAAAAUACAUUUUUUUUGUUCAAAACACAUUCUGCUUAUGUGUCACCAUCUAUUUUCACACUUAGUGACCUCUUUUUUUUGUUUUUUGUUAGUUAAAUGAUCUGCCAGUACAAUUAAAGCCAUUUUCAUAAAUAUGAUGACUGUGAUUUGUAAACAAUUGUAUAAUUUUAGGGAUAAACUGCUUUUAUUUUUAUUUAAUUUAUUGAUUGGAUUUUCUUCUAAAAUGCAAAGAAAAGCAAACCUAUCAAAUUCCUUGGAUUAAAGCUAAAGUUUGUUUUUUCCCUUGCCAUAUUUCACAACAUUAUCAAAUUUAACUCAUGUCUCGAUGGUUAAUUAUUUUCAACUUCCUUGCUAAAAAAUAGUGCUUGUUCAGGCCUUGUUUAGGGAGUUAGCAAAUUUAAGAGGAUCUGUACGAAAAUUUCUAUUGUGGCAUUAUAUUUUAGUAGCCUGUUCUGGGCCUAGCAUUGUUAUAAAUCAAAGAAAGGUUCAGUCAAAGAAAUUAUAAAAACUGUUUCAUGCUUACAACCUUUUCAUUAAUAAAUGAUUUUUAUCCUAGUUGUUUAAUGAGGUAUAAAAAUUAAUGUCCGUUUCUAAUUUUAUGAAAGCCUGUGAAUUUUUUUUUUUUGUAAAAAAAUUAAUGUCAGUAUUGACACUGCAGUUUCUUAAUUUACUGCCAUCGAUUAUUUGGUUCAAAAGAUAAUAUGAAAGCCCAUGAACAUUUUUUUUUUGUGGAUAAAAUAAUGAUAAAGGCUAGUUUUUCUAAUCAUUGGUAGAAUUAUUGAAUUGUACGACUUUCUUUGUUUUGGGG